This is a messenger RNA of Danaus chrysippus (African queen), 801 nucleotides long. NCBI's taxonomy places the organism in Eukaryota, Metazoa, Arthropoda, Insecta, Lepidoptera, Nymphalidae. The record is from the annotation of a GenBank genome assembly.
AUGAAGACUUCGCUUGACUGCGAGCGGUCUGAAGCCGCUGAUAGCGGGAAGGGUCGGAUAUCGUUCAGCGUCGACUCAUUACUGGGCAGCAAGAGUGACACUACAAGAAAUACACCUGACGCUGUCAGUAAUGACGCUGAGAGCGCCGUCGAAUCUGAUGACAGUGACGUGGAUAUAGAAGACGUGGAGUCUAACGUGGGUGAUGAUAGAGAAAAUAAUGAUGAUGAUGAAGCCAGGAGCGGAGUGGUCAUACCACAGCCCUUACUGCCAAGGAUCUACCAAGGACCCUCGCAUGCAUGGCCCUUUGGAGCCUUCCCGUGGAUGACACCCAACCCUAUGUUCAGGGCUGGCUCUCCUAACGUUUUUCUUCCAGCAGGAGCUCCCAGUGGACCGCCCGUGGUACGAUGUCAGUUAAGGAAACACAAACCUAAUAGAAAACCAAGAACACCAUUCACAACACAACAACUACUGGCCUUGGAGAAGAAGUUCAGGGACAAACAGUACCUGAGCAUCGCGGAGAGAGCUGAGUUCUCAUCGUCCUUGAGAUUGACCGAGACUCAGGUGAAAAUAUGGUUCCAGAACCGUCGCGCUAAAGCGAAACGUCUCCAAGAAGCGGAGAUAGAGAAGCUCCGUCUAUCAGCCAGACCUCUCCUACCUCCCUCCUUCGCGUUGUUCGGUGGCGCCACACCUCCAUUAUUCGCCGCCAUGGCAGCCAGACCUCAACUAAGCUUCCUAGGAGGCCCGCCAACACACCAACACGCUAUAAAUAUGAACAUACUCAAUUCCCUCCAACCGCAUUGA